Astyanax mexicanus (Mexican tetra) is the source of this 2904-nucleotide messenger RNA. RefSeq names its product solute carrier family 22 member 31 (gene slc22a31). The transcript is spliced from 9 exons. The record is from RefSeq and is a predicted model, not a curated record. Gene Ontology annotation, biological process: transmembrane transport. The coding region runs from base 81 to 1913 and encodes 610 amino acids. Lineage: Eukaryota; Metazoa; Chordata; Actinopteri; Characiformes; Acestrorhamphidae. Gene Ontology annotation, molecular function: transmembrane transporter activity.
UUGAGAGUUGUACGGCUGGGCGCUGUGGUUGAGUGAGGAUGAGCUGAAGCCGCAGGUUCUGGUUCUGGUAGCGGGUGAAGAUGGAGUUUGAGAGCCGGGUUUACCCGCAGGUCGGCGGGUUCGGCCGGUAUAACCGGGUCCUGGCGCUCUUCAGCUGGUUCCCGAGCUUCGCCGUGUCUCUGAAUCUGUUCUGCGACGUGUUCUUCACGCUGCUGCCCGAGUCCUACCACUGCCGGCCGGACCCCGCGCUGCUGCCCGCCGCCUUCCUGCUCAGCAACUUCUCCGGCCAGGCGCUCCUCAACCUGUCCAUCCCCUGGGUCCAGGGCUCGGGCCUCAGCCACUGCCAGCUCUACCGCUACCCGCACAACCUCACCGACCUCAGCGACCCGCUGCAGCGGGAGGCGGUGCCCUGCACCCGGGGCUGGCAGUACUCUAAACCCGCCGGGCUCCAGACUAACUUCGUGACCGAGUGGAACCUGGUGUGCGGGGACUACUGGAAGAUCCCCCUCCAGCACAUCUGCUUCAUGACCGGCUGGAUCCUGGGCUACGUUCUGCUCGGCACUGUGUGUGAUUGGGUGGGUCGCAGGAGGACUCUGCUGCUGUCCGUCUCUCUGUCCAGUCUGCUGGGAGUGGCUGUGUGUCUGUCUAACAGCCCUGCUGCCUUCCAGCUGCUCCGCCUGUGCCAGGGCGCCGUGCUCGCCGGAGUCUUCCUGUCCGCUCACAUCGCCCGUCUGGAGCUGUGUGAUCCUCCCCGCAGGCUGAUGGUCUCCAUGGUCAGCGGCUUCUUUGCGGUGUUUGCUGAGCUGUUGUUGCCGGGGCUGGCGGUGCUGUGUGGUGACUGGCCCGUGCUUCAGGCGGUUGCAACACUACCACUUCUGCUGCUGCUCUCAUACUGGUGCUGGGCCUCUGUAUUCCCAGAGUCUCCUCGGUGGCUUCUGGCCACAUCUCAGAUUCCUCAGGCUAAGAAAUGCCUGCAGCUGUUCUCCACCCGAAACGGAGCUUGUAUGAGGGAUGAGAUCUACCCAGCUGAGGCUCUUUUAACAGAGAUUGAUGUGGCUUUCCCUGAAGACCCACAGCCGCAGUACCAUCACGUCCUGGAGCUCCGGCACACCAGAGUUAUCUGGAGGAACUGCCUCAUUUUAGCAUUUACUCUCUUUAUUGGUACAGGGAUCCAGUACUGCUUCACCAGGAAUAUCCACCUCUACUCCUCUCAGUUCUACUUCGGCUACUUCCUGCGGACGGUGACGGGAGCCCUGGCCUGCGUGUUCCUGUGUGUAUUGGUGGACCGCGUCGGCCGUAGAGGCAUCCUGCUGCUGACCGCUAUCAUCACAGGCCUGUCCUCCCUGCUGCUGCUGGCCCUCACUCAGUAUCUACAUGGUGGGCUGGUGCUGGUGCUCUCGGUUGUGGGACUCCUCGCCUCUCAGGCUCUGGCCAUGCUCAGUGUGUUCUUCGCCAGUGAAGUCAUGCCUACAGUGGUGCGGGGUGGAGCUCUGGGUCUGGUCAUGGCCGCUGGCUCUGUGGGCAUGGCGGCCUCCUCUCUGAUGGAGCUGCAGAAUAAUGGCGGCUACUUCCUGCACCACGUGGUGUUCGCCUCCUUCGCCGUGCUGUCGGUGCUGUGCAUCAUGCUGCUGCCCGAGAGCAAGCGCAAAGCCCUGCCCGACUCCCUGAAGGACGGGGAGAACCUGCGGCGCCCGCCCCUCUUCCUGUCCCGCGGGGAGAGGGACAGCCUGCCCCUGCUGCGCACCCGCCAGCCCGCCUCAGAGUACAACCCCGACAACUACUCCCGCCUGGUCAGCGCCACCCGCAAGAUGCUGGCCAAAGAGUCUGUCCCGUACAAGAUCGUCAUCCCGUCCCAACCGCCACUGCUGCCCUGUACCGACACCCCACAGGCCGAGCCGGAAGACUCGUCAUAGCAACGGCAACGCAGGAGAGACACUUCGGUCACAGAACUGCACUGAUCGACCGAUUUUUUUUAAGACGAUUUACAGAACAUGCUGCUCGGAGUCGGGACGUAUGAGUUUUCUACAUAAUUCAGUCAGUGGCUUUACUGUAUUCUGUUUUAAACAGACAUUUCAUUUCAACUAAAAGCCAUUUCUGUGCCAAGAGACUACUUUAAAAUAAAACUCCUUUAUAAAGGGUAAAAAUAGUUUAUAAAUGCUUAUUAUUUAAGUUAUACAUGCUUUAAAAAUCAUUAAUAAGCACUUACAACACAUAAAACAUAGUAAGGGCAACAGUGAGCUAUUGUUUGCCAAAUAGAAUAAAAACCACAUCCUUUUAUACUGUAAAACCUCAGAUCUUUCAAUAAUACUUACAGUACCAGUCAAAAAAUUGGACACAUCUCUUCUAAUUGUGUUUCUUUUUUUAUGAUUUUCUAUAUUGUAAAUUAAACAAUAAAGACUAUAUUAAAGCUAUACAUGAACACAUGCAGAAUUAUUCUGUAAACAAAAAGUUUUAUUACAUUUAUAAACCCUUUAUAAAGCAGCCUUAUUUUAAAGUGGUAUCUGAGGCAACAAUGACUUUCAAUCUUUCCGUCUGCUGCUCGUCUGGUCAGAUCUUCAGCUGAUUGGAUGAUCCAUGCUCUGUGGAGAGGACAACGUAAGAGUAAAAUGUGAAAGUGAGGAGACAUGUUGAUAUUUAUAAAGUCAAAAAACUGAAGUCCAGCUACUUCUACUACUACUGGGACAACUGCAGCUCCUCUAAAGACAAUACAUUUUUGGAUAUAUUUGAUGGAAUAUUACAUUAUUUCUAUAUGAAUUUUUUGUUUUGUUUUGUUUGUUUAAAGGGUAAACAAAGUUUAGUUAAAGGUAAGUAAACUAAAAGACUGGACACAUUGUGUGAUGUACAGUAAUAUAACAUAUUGUUGUUUUGAGUCAAUGAAGAUAAUAAAUAAGACAAUUUAAUGCA